Messenger RNA from Penicillium cosmopolitanum, 651 nucleotides. Its product is annotated as cupin domain-containing protein. NCBI's taxonomy places the organism in Eukaryota, Fungi, Ascomycota, Eurotiomycetes, Eurotiales, Aspergillaceae. The transcript has a single exon. Bases 1 to 651 code for a protein of 216 amino acids. The record is from RefSeq and is a predicted model, not a curated record.
AUGACUCAACAAAUAAUCACCUACGAUAUCAAACCCACAAAGUUGGUCCCAAACUCUCCAAAGCCACUUCUGCUUUACAAGGGCUAUUUCCUGCGAGAUGGAAAAGUAGACUCUACCCUCGCAUUCAACACCUUUAAGGAAAACGGAUGGGACACACAGUGGGUAGCUACAUAUGGCCAUUACCAGCGGUCACACUACCACGUCGACACGCACGAAGUAAUGAUAGUUCUAUCCGGCCCAGGCAAAAUUCGCUGGGGUACCGCAGACUUCGGAGAUGAUGCUCACAAUCAUACCUAUGGCACUGCCUCGGAAGAUGGUGCCUUAUACUCUGACGCCAAUGUUGGUGACGUUUUCCUUGUUCCGGCCGGUGUCGCGCAUAAGUCUUAUAAUCCCACUGCGACGAAUUCAGACGCAAUAGGCUUGGCUGGUGGGCAAACAAUGUUAUCUGAGGAUACGAGGAAGUCUAUAGGAGAGCUUGAGGUUUCGGGAUUUACUAUGAUGGGUGCUUACCCCCGCCACUUGGUUUGUGGAUGGUCGGAAGGGGGUGAUCAUGUUGGGCAAUUUGAAUCUGUUUGGAAUGUUCCAAUUCCUGAGCUGGAUCCCUGUCUUGGACGCGAUGGUGGUAUUAAUGACUACUGGAAGUGCUACUGA